This is a messenger RNA of Vitis riparia (riverbank grape), 1023 nucleotides long. RefSeq lists its product as uncharacterized. NCBI's taxonomy places the organism in Eukaryota, Viridiplantae, Streptophyta, Magnoliopsida, Vitales, Vitaceae. Bases 1 to 1023 code for a protein of 340 amino acids. The transcript has a single exon. The record is from RefSeq and is a predicted model, not a curated record.
AUGCAGAUAUUCCCAGAAAGUGUGCGGAAACUUUGGAAUGAAUGGGAGCUGCGCUUGAUGGUUCUACUAAGCCUUUUCCUACAAAUCGUCCUAAUCAUCUUUAGCAACCGACGAAAGUACACAGUCACACCCUGGAUCAGAAUCCUGAUUUGGUCGGCCUACUUGUCCGCAGACUGGGUGGCGACAGUAUCCCUCGGUACCCUCUCAAACAGCCAAGGAGAUUCGGAAGGGAAACUUCUGGAUCCAAACUAUACCCUCAUGGCAUUUUGGGCGCCAUUCCUUCUCUUGCACCUUGGUGGUCCGGACACUAUCACGGCUUACUCCUUAGAAGAUAAUGAGUUGUGGUUAAGGCACUUGCUUGGACUAGUUGUCCAAGUUGGAGUGGCUUUCUACGUGUUUCUCAGGUCAUGGGCAGGAACUCCACUCACAUUUCUAUCCAUUCCAAUGUUUGUGGCUGGAAUUAUCAAGUAUGGAGAGAGGACUUGCGUUCUGAGGUCUGCAAGCAAGAAUCACUUUAGAGAUUCUUUGCUUCCAGUUCCUGAUCCUGGACCUGAUUAUGCUUAUUUGGUGAUGAGAUAUGGUUCAUGGGAAGGGAAAAUGGAGAGUAAAAAGCCACUUCAAUCUACCGCUGGUGAUGACAUUACUAUUCCGGGUGGAAAAUAUAUUGAUAAAGCUUACUUCUUAUUCGAGAACCAAUUCAAGCAUCUAUAUGCAGACCUCAUCCUCAGCUUGGAUGACCAAAAAACCAGUGAGGGCAUCAUCAGGUACAUGUCAUCCGAAGACGCCUUCAAAGUGGUGGAGAUGGAGCUCAAUUUUAUGUAUGAUGUGCUAUACACCAAGGCAACAGUGAUUUAUUCUCUACUUGGCAUUCUGCUCCGUUCCACCAGCUUCUCCUUCACUAUUUCUACUUUAGCGGCCUUCCACUUCUUCAUCGAUAAGCACGAGUUCUCAAACAUUGACAUCGACAUUACUUAUUACUCUUUGGAGCUAUUUUUCUUGAGGUUUAUGCCCUCACUAAGCUGA